Messenger RNA from Hevea brasiliensis (rubber tree), 2102 nucleotides. RefSeq names its product anaphase-promoting complex subunit 7. Gene Ontology annotation, molecular function: protein binding. The record is from RefSeq and is a predicted model, not a curated record. The transcript is spliced from 18 exons. Gene Ontology annotation, biological process: cell division. The coding region runs from base 80 to 1759 and encodes 559 amino acids. NCBI's taxonomy places the organism in Eukaryota, Viridiplantae, Streptophyta, Magnoliopsida, Malpighiales, Euphorbiaceae.
AGAAAGAUAGUGAUUUUAAACCGCCGGAAAUCAUACUGGAGUAUACAAUUUGAAAUUCCGUCAUCAGUUCUCUGCAAAAAUGGAAAUUCCCAAGGAUCAAAUCGCCACUCUUCUCGAUAGCGACCUCUAUAGCUCGGCUCAAAUACUUGGUUCUUUCCUCGUUUCAUCGUCUUCCAUUAAUCCUGAAACCACCCCUCACCUCAAGGCCGAAAAUCUGAUUUUUCUUGGAGACGCAUUGUUGCGCGAGAGGGAGUAUCGCAGAGCGAUCCAUACGUACAAGCAGGCUUUGCAGUACUAUAAGAUAAUUCCCAAGCAAAAUUCAACAGCUUCUAGGAGUUCAUUAUCCAACAGGUCUUCUUCUCCGAAUUCUUUUAACAUUUCGGCAAUUAAUGAAAAUGAGGUGAAAUUCAAGAUUGCUUCUUGUCAUUCUGCGCUGAAUGAAACUAGAGCGGCACUUGUUGAGAUGGAGGGAAUUCCUAGCAAAGCAAGAACUUUGCAGAUGAGUCUAUUAAUGGCCAAGCUUUAUCGAAAUUCUAGACAUAAUCGCUUUGCUAUUGCUUGUUAUAAAGAGUGUUUAAGGCAUUGCCCUUAUGUCUUUGAGGCCAUUAUAGCGUUAGCUGAACUGGGAGUUGCUGCCAAGGAUAUCAUUUCAACUUUUUCACAGGGUUCUAGUAGAAGUGGUAGGGCACCAUUUGAUCAUGUCGACUCAAAUCGUUGGCUUCAACGCUAUGUGGAGGCACAGUGUUGCGUUGCUUCAAAUGAUUACAGAGGUGGUUUGGAACUCUUUGGAGAACUCCUACAACGUUUCCCGAAUAAUGUACAUAUAUUACUUGAAAUCGCAAAGGUUGAAGCCAUUAUUGGAAAGAACGAUGAGGCCAUAGUGAAUUUUGAAAAGGUUCGAUCACUUGAUCCAUAUGUUGUAACUUAUAUGGAUGAGCAUGCAAUGCUUCUAAAGACAAAGUCUGAUUACUCAAAGCUAAAUAAGUUAGUGCAUGAUUUGCUGAGUAUUGAUCCUACAAGGCCGGAAGUUUUUGUGGCUUUGUCUGUCCUGUGGGAAAGGAAAGAUGAAAGAGGAGCAUUGUCUUAUGCUGAGAAGAGUAUCCGAAUUGAUGAGAGGCACAUUCCAGGUUACAUAAUGAAGGGUAAUCUACUCUUGUCAUUGAAGCGACCAGAAGCAGCUGUAAUUGCUUUCAGGGGAGCUCAAGAAUUGAGACCUGAUCUUCGUUCAUAUCAAGGUUUGGUUCAUUCUUAUUUGGCAUUCUCCAAAAUCAAAGAGGCUCUGCAUGCUGCCAGGGAGGCAAUGAAGGCCAUGCCUCAAUCUGCAAAGGCUCUAAAAUUAGUUGGUGAUGUACAUGCUAGUAACUCUGGUGGCAGAGAGAAGGCCAAAAAGUUUUAUGAGUCAGCACUGCGGCUGGAACCUGGUUACCUUGGUGCUGCAUUAGCUUUGGCUGAGCUUCAUGUUAUUGAGGGCCGAAAUGGAGAUGCUGUGUCCCUACUUGAGCGAUAUCUCAAGGAUUGGGCUGAUGACUCUCUUCAUGUCAAGCUGGCUCAAGUAUUUGCUGCCACAAAUAUGCUGCAAGAGGCUUUGUCACAUUAUCAGGCUGCAUUAAGAAUAAACCCACAGAAUGAAGCUGCAAAGAAAGGGCUUGAGCGUUUGGAAAAACAAAUGAAGGGGGUGGAUCCGGAUGCACCUGAAGAAGAUGAAGAAAAUGAGGUGGAGGAUGCGGAUGCAGACCAAGAAGAGACUGAGCUUUUGUGAGGGUGUGGCCAAACAAGGUCUUGGAAUUUCAUAGUGAUGAGGAAAUUAAUCUUCAUGAUUUUCACUUAGAGAAAAUGUUGUAGAAACUUUGCUGCCAACAAACCAGGCAGCCUCUAUUGCAAUAGUGUUGUAGAGCCUGGAUUGAUUAAGAUUCCCAAAGGUAUAUUAGUUGAUAAAAAGAUUGGGAUAAAAUUGGGUUUUAUGCACACUUGUGAUAUGGGGUUCUAGCUACGAGAUGUUUUGUAUGUAUCUUAAAAUUUAUCGCUGCAAAACCCAAAGGAUCCAGGGAAGCAUUGAACUCUUGGAUGACAAUGAUUUAAAAAUAAGUGUUUUUUCUUCUUAA